AUGUCAAUGGUGGAGACACAUGAGGACUAUGAUAUUUACGACAUGGUGGCUGCUGGCCCGCCCAGAAAACAGAAACGGAGCACCGUCGCGGAGUUCUUCCGAAACUUGGGGAAUGGCAGGAUGUCGAACAGUGCGAGGUACAGGGCGUCACGGAUAAUGAAACCACCGUCACCCAAGAACAAGCCACCCAUGAAGUCCCUCGACAUUGACGAAGCGAUGAUUGAUCGAAUCAUGGGCAAGCCCAAGGAUGCGAAGAAGGCCUCAGACAACUUCAUCCUACAGCAAAAGAUUCGAGCACGAUCUCGUUCGCGAACACGUGGAGCAAACUCGACCGACGAACCACGAGGAGAGGAUGGCAAUCGAGGACGUGGGCGUUCAAGACCGCUUACGACCGAGGAAGCACAGUAUAUGUUUGUUGGCGCACCAUAUUUCAACGUGGGGAAGACCAAGAAUGGAUAUCGGCCGCAGGUGGUGUUUGUGGAUGAAAAGUCAAAGGUGUACAACCCGACCUCAACCGAUCAUGGCCCUUUCAGCCAUCCUUCCUUCGAGGCUAGCACACUGGCUACCGAGUCGGCCAAGAAAGACGCACGAGCUGUCUUGACGAAUUCAAGAACAGCACUGAUGGAGAUGCCAAACAUGAGCAGCUCGAAUGGAAUGGACAUGGGAACGACCAGCUUUGAACACUUCCUUCAACUUGCUGUGUCUGACAGCGUUAAGUUCGCACCUGAGCUGUCCAGGCUCGACAGCCGCCGGCUAUUGUAUACCAGUCCUGAGAAACUGGGCCUCCUGGAAGUCAACAUGGACGCGAACAUUGAUCGCCUUUCUGAGCUCGGUCCUUUACACACAUCGCAGCAAGAUCAUCAACGAAUCAUGGCCACGACCAACGAUUACACGAUAUCAGAGAUGGGGCAGGCACUUUUCACGAGUUUCCUCCAUCUCCCAGACGGCAUCGAAAGGAAGAACAUCCCACUGAGAACGCAGAUCGAGGCCCUGCAGAAGAUCCUGGCUCAGAAAGAUCUGUGGCAUGAUUUCAGUCAGCCCGAUACGCGUUUGAGAGUCGGACAGCUGCUAUGGUCUGCACCGAAUGUGAGCAGACGACCAUCCUUUGUUGAAAGAGACCUGGAACCCAACGAGCGUGAAGUUGCUUUGCUGCAAAUCACAUUAGCUUCCGAGCUUCUAAUACGACACAACAUCGCCAAAGCUUCAACGUUGCAAAGAGGACGAGGAGCUGGCUUCUUCACCGAAGCCGAUCGUAUUGCCAUCGAGGGCCAGAGGACGGCCAAGGUGAACUGGGAUCUCGUAUUGGCAGAACGCUUUUUGGAUAAUGUCGAAGUCAGCGUCCGACUGCCCAACAAGUCCAAUCGAAAUGGCCUUUUCAGCGCCAUUUCACAUCUGACUUCGAAGGAUGGACCAGAACCAUUCUAUCAGCCCAAACACCAGGACGAGCAGAUCUCUGGUCUUCUCCACUUCGCGGAAGCUAUUCAUUGGCCAGACUCAGAACGACUGGAGAAGGCCCUAAUUGCCAAACUUAUGCGAUCACCGGCGGAACAAGCUGCCAAUGUACCCAAGGAUGAUGACAGUCUUUAUGAAACGCCUCUACAGAGUCCUUGGCAAACGGGGUGGACUGGCGACUCGGACCCUCUCAACGCAAGCGAGAAGGCACAACGAUUCUUGGGCAUCCGUCGACAGAGCCGGUCAAGUCGGCCUGGUACAGCGAAGAGCGAUCGUGCCAGCCAUGUUGGCUUGAUGCGUGGCGAUAAUGCGUCCAAGAUGCAGCUGCACCGAGCAGUCAACGCAGAGUAUGCUGGAGCUGAAGUGAAUGUCGGUGGAUGGCUCAGUCGGUCCUGGUUGAGCGGUUUGGUCAUGCCUGGAGAUGCUGCCCACCACUUCCUCAUGAGCACGCUCUUGGAGAACACGCCUGCUGCCAUCGAGACUCUCGGAGAGUUCGCCAAUCUGCAAGGUGGAUUCGUCUACCGAGGCCGCAGCUACUGGAGCAAUAACCAUGUUGUAGGACGAAUCAUGGCAGCCGUGAAAGGAGCAACGGAAUCCAUGGGCUGGAUCUCCGUCCCAGGUACGCCCCUAGGCUACAGAGAAGGCUGGGUGGACCUCGAGAUCCAAGACGUACCGUACUGCGACGCUUCAACCACCAGGAUCACCGAGUCGGAAGCUGUAGGGAAAGACUCCGACCCCAUGGGUAACAACGACCGCAUGGCCGUCCAAGAAGGCGACUUCGCAAGCCCUCACGACGGCUUGCCUGUAAUGGGCAACGAAGCACGAUCGCAAGGCCUCGCCUUCAAAGAGUCUGAAUUCGCAGGGGAGGGACUCACAGCAUCCAUCACCUUCAACUCGCCCAUCAACAGCAAACUCUCCGCCCUCGAGGUCGCCAUAACAUACGACGUCCACUUCGUCUCCUCUUAUCCCUGCCACCCAGAAGAACGCAAACCCCAGAUAAAAGCCAAACCCAAGCAAGACCCAGGAGAAUUCUACGGCGACUGCCUCCCCUCCGACUUCCAAGACGAAGAGAUCAUCGAAGAAAUCGGACCAAAAGACAGCGCUCGCUGCUCGCACCACUCCAAAGGCGGAUACAUCAUGGCCGAAGACGCCAUGCGAGAAAUGGCCCCUCCGCCCUGCCACGCCCUGCACAUCGACUACAAGUACGAAUCGAUACCCGUGGCGACACUCCUUUCAGCGCCACCGGAGGAACGACCUCGAGCACUUUCCGUACCAGAUGCCCGUAUCGCAUACCCGGAAGACGCCCCGGAGAACGUCGUCGUCCUCGAUUGCCGAGGGACAGAAGAUCUCCAAUUACUCGCCCGCGCCUGGUGCGCCAAAGUCGGCGAGAAUGCCAUCGUGGCCAAGACGUCUCGUACGUGUCUUGCGUGCUCUAUUCGGGAGGCCAAGGCGCUAGGUAUUGCGGUUGUGAUACGCAUCUAG
Messenger RNA from Zasmidium cellare ATCC 36951, 2934 nucleotides. RefSeq lists its product as uncharacterized. The record is from RefSeq and is a predicted model, not a curated record. Lineage: Eukaryota; Fungi; Ascomycota; Dothideomycetes; Mycosphaerellales; Mycosphaerellaceae. The transcript is spliced from 2 exons. Bases 1 to 2934 code for a protein of 977 amino acids.